AUCAAGAACAAUAUCCGAUACCACGAAUCGAUGACCUGCUUGACCAGCUUCGGGGAGCUACGGUAUUUUCCAAACUGGAUCUGCGGUCCGGAUACUGGCAGAUACGGAUGGCGGACAACUCUAUCCACAAAACUGCUUUCCGAACUCGGUACGGAUCGUACGAGUAUCUGGUAAUGCCGUUCGGACUCACCAACGCACCGGCAACGUUCCAAGCCGAAAUGAACCACAUUCUACGACCACUUCUGGACGAGUGCGUGGCGGCAGAAAAACGACACCUGCUACAGUGGGACAGUGACAUCGCGUACCGGAAAGGAUCAACGAAAAUUUGGGUACCCAAUUACCCUCCUUUGCGCCAGUUACUACUCGAAGAAUACCACGACGUCCUAUACGCCGGCCACUUCGGUAGCAACAAGACGCUGACCGGUAUCGCGAAGCACUACUACUGGCCCCACUUGGCAGACGACGUUCAGAAGUUCGUCACCUCGUGUGAUACAUGUCAACGGAUGAAGAGCAGUAAGCAGAAGAAAGCAGGACUGCUACAGCCUCUUCCCGUCCCAGAACAACCAUGGCAAGUCGUUAGCCUGGAUUUCAUCACCGGGUUACCACCUACCACCAGCGGUCAUGACGCGAUCCUCGUCGUCAUUGACAAGUUCUCCAAAAUGGGACACUUCAUCCCGACACACACGACAGCACGCACCGAGCAGACAGCACAGCUCUUCGUUCGUCACAUCAUCUCACAGCAUGGCAUCCCAACCACACUCAUUUCCGACCGAGACCCCAAGUUCACCAGCAAGUUCUGGAAGGAACUUAUGUCUCUGCUCGGCACCAAACUCGCCAUGUCAUCCGCAUAUCAUCCGCAGACAGACGGACAGACCGAGCGCCUUAACCAGAUUGUUGAGCAACUCCUCCGAGCAGCCUGCAAGGACGAGAUCUCCAAAUGGGACUUGCACCUGCCCGUCCUAGAGUUUGCCUACAACAACGCUACACACGCCGCUACGGGACAGACGCCGUUCUUCCUCUGCUACGGACGCCACCCACUCACACCACAGAAACCGCUAACACCAGCAACAGUCCAACCUGCACACGACUUCAUCACAACCAUGCAUCAGCUUUGGGAUCGGACCCAUAAGCGCCUCCUUGACAUUCAACAGCAACAGAAGCGCCAGGCCGAUCGCCAUCGCAACGACCACACCAUCACGGUGGGGGACCAGGUGCUUCUCGACACCCGUAACCUGGACAUCAGCCAUCUCCCAUCUAAACUUCGACCUCGCUUCUGCGGGUCUUUUCUCGUUGAAGCACAGGUCACUCCUGUUACCUUCCGCUUACGCCUGCCAGCUACCUGGAAGAUUCACAACGCCUUCCAUGUCCAACUUCUGAAGCCCUAUCGGGAUCCUAACACGAUCUUCGUCGGACGCCAACCGCCGCCGCCGCCACCCGUCCUCGUCCAAAAUGAACCCGAAUACGAGGUCGAGUCCGUGCUUGCACACCGCCGUCGUCGGAAUGGUACCGUGGAGCUUCUUAUUCGCUGGAAGGGUUAUGAUCCUUCUGAGGACAGCUGGGUCUCUGAGACCGACAUGGGUAACGCCCGUCGUCCUCUGCAUGACUACCUUGUCAAGCAGGGUGUUACUUCUACCACCCAGCUUUGAGGGGGGGAAGUGUGAGAGUACGACC
Molecule: messenger RNA, 1671 nt
Organism: Closterium sp. NIES-67
Lineage: Eukaryota; Viridiplantae; Streptophyta; Zygnematophyceae; Desmidiales; Closteriaceae
Source: the annotation of a GenBank genome assembly